UUUACCUGAUUGAGUUGGGUCUUCCCGCCACGGCAUAACAGUUAACGCAGUUUUACUGAAGUUGAACAGAUUAUCUUGUAACCUUUCAAGCUGUAUGAUGUUCACUUUCUGUAACCGGUAGUACUCUCUGCUGAAGUCUCUUUGUCAUUUGUCUGCGGAAUAUAGAUUAUCAUUUAGUUAGUACUCUAUGGUCUCAUCUUUUCUCGGUGGAUUUUAUUUAUCCUCAGUUGGCUUGAGAUUUUAAUUACAGAACAAGAUCGAAAGAUGGCUGAUGAAAAUGUACAUCUUAGUCCAGUAUCUAGUCUACUUCAUUACAAAUCUUUAGAUGAAAAUAAUGGUCAAUUAAAAUCUUACAAAAAAGACCAUGUCAACGAAGCAUUUGAAGACACAGAAGUUCCUAAAGUAAAUGGGUCAUCAAAUUACAAAAAUUUAACAGUACCAAAUAUCAAGGUAAGUGACCAAUCUGAAAACGGACAUUAUAUAGAAAGUUAUCUACAGCCACCUACCUCUCCGUAUUUCGAAAUGUCUGUUAAAGAAAAUGGUUUUCACUUUAAUGACAACAAAUUUCAUAAUUCUAUGAAAUUAGCAAAUGGUGCUAGCAAACCUCCAGAUGGAGCUCCUCCUGAUGGUCAUGAGAAAAAAAAAGAAAGUGAAGAAGAUUCCAAAGAACAAACACCAUCAGUUAGUUUUCUCUCUCUGUUUAGGUAUUCUAGCAACCUAGAUAAGUUAUUAAUGAUUACAGCAAUAAUUAUUGCUGUUGUGACUGGUGCGGCUAUGCCAACAAUCAUGGUUCUUUUUGGAAAUAUUCUUGACAGUUUUGUUGAUCAUCAUAGACUCCACAACAAUCUUACAGCUUUAUCUGGAAAUGGUACAAAUAUUACAACAGAAACAUUUCUGCACGAUGUUGCAGAUCUGUGCAUGUAUAUAUGUAUUAUUGGGGCAAUAGUAUUUUGCUUCAAUUAUAUUUUUGUCAGCUUCUUCAGUAUGGCUGCUGCUAAUCAGGCAUUUAAAAUCAGAUGUAUGUUUAUGAGAUCUGUUCUUAGACAAGAUAUUAGUUGGUUUGAUACUCAUCAAACUGGUGAUUUUGCUAGUCGACUUACAGGAGAUCUAAAUCGAAUUCAAGAUGGCAUUGGGGAAAAAGUUGGAAUGUGCAUUAGUUUUGUAUCUACUUGUAUUUUAUGCAUCUGUACUGCUUUGUACUUUGGCUGGAAAUUAACCCUAGUGUGCCUGUGUAUCAUGCCUAUUUUAACCAUUGCAAUGGGUAUUAUAUCGAAGAUCCAAGCUGCUGUUUCGGGAGAAGAGCUAGAAGCAUAUGGUGCAGCAGGAGCAGUUGCAGAAGAAGUAUUGUCAUCCAUUCGAACUGUGGUGUCAUUUGGUGGUGAAAAGAAGGAAAUAGAUAGGUAUAACAAAUGCCUAAUACCUGCCAACCAAAAAGGCAUCAAAAGAGGACUUUUGACUAGUAUUGGUGCUUCUCUUAUCUGGGUUUGCAUAUAUUUGGGAUAUGCUUUAGCAUUUUGGUAUGGUGUAAAAUUGAUUUUUGAAGGCAGAGGUCAACCAAAUCCUGAAUACAAACCAAGUACUUUAAUUAUUGUUUUCUUUAAUGUGAUAUUGGGAGCAAUGGGAGUUGGCCAAACUGCACCAUAUUUUGAAGCAUUUGCCAUUGCUAAAGGUGCCGCAGGAAAGGUCUUUUCUAUCAUUGAAAGAAAACCACCUAUUGAUAGCAGCUCGAAGAGUGGAAAAUUUCCUCAGUCUCUUGUAGGCAAUAUCACUCUAAAAGAUGUUCAUUUCAAUUAUCCUGCUCGUCCAGAUGUCACAAUUUUGAAAGGUCUUAGUCUGAAAAUAAAAUCUGGAGAAACAGUAGCUCUGGUUGGGCCAAGUGGAUGUGGAAAGAGUACCAUCGUGCAAUUAGUUCAGCGGUUUUAUGAUGCAGAUAGAGGAACAGUAUUUAUUGAUGAAAAUGAUGUACAAGAACUGAAUGUUGGCUGGCUUAGAGAUCAUAUUGGUCUUGUUGGUCAAGAACCUGUUUUAUUUUCAACUUCCAUUGCCGAGAAUAUACGACUUGGAAAACCUGGUGCUUCUCAAGAAGAAAUUGAAAAUGCAGCUAAGCUUGCUAAUGUCCACAAUUUCAUAGAUGCUUUGCCCUUAAAAUAUGAAACUCUUGUUGGUGAGCGUGGAACACAGUUGAGUGGUGGACAAAAACAGAGAAUUGCUAUUGCAAGAGCUCUCAUAAAAAAUCCUAGAAUAUUGUUGUUAGAUGAAGCCACUUCUGCUUUAGAUACUGAAAGUGAAGCUGUUGUGCAAGCUGCUCUAGAUAAAGCUAGUCAAGGACGGACAACUAUAAUUGUUGCUCACAGACUUUCCACUAUUCGAACUGCUGAUAAGAUAGUUGCAUUAUCUAAUGGAAUAGUUAAUGAAAUGGGAACGCAUGAUGAAUUAAUGGCAAAGAAAGGAAUAUAUUAUCAAUUAGUAACAGCCCAGCUGUCAAUGUGUAAGUACAUUUAUACUACACUAGUUGAUAAUAUUAGAGAGAGAUUGUUAAACCUUUUCUUAUUUAAUUCUCCAGUAAAUAUGAGUAAUUUGCAGACUAAAGAAGCUGAUGAGGAUGAUGAUGAAGAAUCAGAUGAUGAUUUUCUAGACGAAAUGCCUCCAUCACUAGAACGUCAAGCCAGUAUUCUUAGUUCUGGUUCUUAUGAAUCUGAAGAUAUGCAUAGCCCUAUCAAACGUACCUUUUCUGCUGCCAGUCGAAUCAGCCGAAUGAGCAGCUUUGCUUUUAAACCAGAGAAUAAAGAAAAUGAAGAACUUGAGCCUUCUAAAACUCGUUUAUUGAAAAUGUGCUCUCCUGAAUGGCCAUAUAUUCUAGUUGGUGCUAUUGCUGCUCUAAUUAUGGGUCUAUUUACUCCUAUCUAUGGCAUUUUGUUUGGAGAUAUUCUUGGAGUUUUAGCUGAGCAAAAUGAUCAAAUCUUAACUGACAUUUCAUUUUAUUCUUUGCUGUUUGUUGCCAUGGCCAUUUGUUCUGGCAUUGCUAGUUUUCUUCAGACUUUCAUGUUUUCAAUUGCUGGUGAAAAAUUGACUGGGAGAUUAAGAGUCAUGGUGUUUACAACUAUUAUUAGCCAAGAUAUGUCAUGGUUUGAUCAACCUGCUAACUCAGUCGGAUCACUUUGUACAAGACUAACGUCAGAUGCUUCUAGUGUUCAGGGAGCAACAGGAUCUCGUAUUUCUACCGCUCUUCAGGCAUUGUCAACUCUGAUAGCAGCUAUUGUAAUUGGUCUUUGGUAUAACUAUAAAAUUGGAAUUGUGGUUCUCUGCUUCAUUCCAUUAGUGUUGGUUGCUACAUACUUUGAAAGUCGGGUGAUAAGUGGACAAAUGUUAAAUGAAAAAUCAGGAACCGAGUUUGCAUCUAAGGUUGCUAUUGAAGCAAUCGAAAGUAUUAGAACUGUUGCUUCACUGCAUCAAGAAGACUCAUUUUAUAUGAAAUUUAGAAAUGCAUUAUAUGAGCCUCACAAGAAAUCAAGAAAGAACUCUCAAGUUAGAGGUGUGACAUUUGGGUUUGCUCAAAGUAUACCUUCUUUUGCAUAUGCAACAUCUAUGUAUUAUGGAAGUAUACUAAUAGCAGAAGGAACCCUUACAUAUCCAGACCUUUUUAAGGUUAUUGAAGCUGUUAUUUUAGGAACAUCAAUGGUUGGUCAGGCAGUUGCUUUUGCUCCUGAUUAUCAGAAGGCAAAACUUGCUGCAGUUCGAAUUUUCAAACUUUUAGAUCUGAAACCAACUGUUGAUGUAUUUUCUACUGCUGGCCGUUUCCUGGAGGAUGUCAAGGGAUAUAUUCGCUUCAGAAAUGUACGUUUUAACUAUCCCAGUCGUCAUAGAGUAAAGAUUUUAAGAGGUCUAAAUUUGGAAGUCCAACCUGGACAGACAGUUGCUUUAGUUGGAAGUAGUGGCUGUGGUAAAAGUACUUGUAUUCAGCUGAUUGAACGAUUUUAUGAUGCUCAUCGUGGUCAUGUGAUGUUAGAUGAUACUUGUGUAAAGGACAUGAAUGUAUCAAAUCUAAGAUCCCAUAUUGGUCUUGUUUCACAAGAACCGGUGUUGUUUAGCUACAGCCUGGCAGAAAAUAUUGCAUAUGGAGAUAAUUCUAGAACUGUUACUAUGGAUGAAAUUAUUGAAGCUGCAAAACAAGCCAACAUACACAGUUUUAUAGCUUCAUUACCUUUGGGUUAUGACACUCCUGUUGGAGACAAAGGAGCUCAAUUGAGCGGGGGCCAAAAACAAAGGAUUGCCAUAGCUCGUGCUUUAUUAAGAAAUCCAAAGAUUUUACUGUUGGAUGAAGCUACUUCUGCACUGGAUGCUGAAAGUGAAAAGGUUGUUCAAGAAGCUUUAGAUAAAGCAAGUAGUGGUCGUACAUGCUUGGUAAUUGCCCAUCGACUGACAACCAUUCAAAAUGCUGAUGUGAUUAUGGUCAUCCAUAAAGGACAAGUUGUAGAGAAAGGAACUCAUCAAGAACUUUUAAAUCGCAAGGGUCGUUAUUAUUCUCUGUAUACUACCCAGAUGGGAACACGAUAAUAUUAUUCAUAUUCUUGUUUCAUACUGUACAGAAUUAUCAUACCAAAUUUGAAGUCACCCCCCUUCUUGUCAUGUUUUAUUGUAAAUACAUUAUUUAUAACAAAUGACAAAUCAAGAGUGCAGCUUAUUAAAAUAAUUGUGUGUAAAAGCUGGUCUUUCUAAUUGUGAUGAUCAGCUGAUAGGAAAAAAAAUGUAUACCAAACAUUACAAAAGGAAUACAAAGUUCGUAUUUUGAUUAGAUUGAUUAGCAUACCUGUGCUCUCGAUUGCUUUUAUUUUGUCCUAUUUUUAAUAUUUUUUAAUUUAUAAGUAACAGUUUCAAUUUUCAUAUUGAUGCUUUGAAAUUUGUUAAAUAUGGUUAAUGUUAUUAUGAUUGAAUAUGUUGUUAUUGUGUUGCAUUUAAAGUAUUCCAAUCAAUGGAAUAGUUACAAACAAAAAAAUAUUUUUCUAUGUUCCUUGUUAUCAAUUCUGUGUGAUAUGCUUAUAUUGUACUUAAUAUCUAUAUGUGUUUGUGAUUAUGAUCAUUUAAAAUUACUGUGCAUUCAUUAUAAUAAUGAAAGCACUCGCAUCAUUUAUGAAUCAUAAUAUAUUUUAAUAAGUGUAUAAAUUUGGACUGAUCAUUAAUGUGAUACUUAAUGUAUAUUUCGUCGCUUUUAAUCAUUAAUCUAAAGUUUCAUGUGUUCAUCACCUUGCUGCCUAAUUGAUAACUAUGGAGAUUGUAUUGAAUAGUUUUGUUAUUUUUAUAGAUCCUUGAAGCUGCCAUCUAUAUUAUAACUAGCAUAGUUAUGUGUGUGGUCCCAAAUUUGUGUAAAUCUAACCAAAUCUAACUUAAGUAGUAAAAACUCAAAAUGUCUCUUUUUAGAAUUUUACACACAAUAUUUAAUAUUGCUUCUGAAAUUAAUAUUAAGCUCUAAAUAUGCAUUUUUUAAGGUUUAUACAUAACAUAUUCUAUAAUGUAAAUAUUUCAUUAGAAAAAUGUACAUUGAAUUAUGUAGGAAAAUCUGUUUCCAAAGUUGUGUCGCUGUUUAAUAUAGUAGCAACAUAAAUAGUUUUUCCGUAUAUAAAAGUUUUUGUAUUUUAUAUCUCCUUAAUUUUGUCCUUUUUUUAAUAUAAAAAAUUUUAGAUUUAGCUACAGAUUCGGGAGAAAUUGUACGCUUUUUAAAAUGGCGUUUUUCCUUACAAUUUCCACAAUUUUUUUUUUUUUUUUUUAAAUUAAUAAUUGUUUUUUAAGCUAACAUAUGUUUGUCGUUGCACUGUUUUCAUAGGAUAAACAAUUUUCUUUAUUGCCUUGUUAGAUUUUAGUCAAUGACGCUUUCCUUUUUAAUACAUUGUUUGUGUUAUUUAUCUUAAAUGCUUUCAUAUUUGUUUUUAUUCUAUUAGAUUUUAAAUAUUUUCUAAAUAAAAUUAUGCAAUAAUGAUUAAAAUAAAUAAUUAUGCGCAAUAAAUCAAAAUUCAAUUAUUUUUUUACUUUAAUGAAAACAAUCACCUUUUUUUAUAGAUUAGAAUUUAAAAUUUAGUCAUUAAAGUCUAAUUUAGCUUUUUUCAGCAAUUAGUAUAAACAGUAAAAUUUACAGUAUAGUUACCCUGUGUUUUUAAAUAUAUUUAUAAAGAAAAUACAACUCCGCUACAUUGAAAUAUUUUCACAUAUUAUGUUGAUAUUCUUUUAUAAAGAUAUCAAUGUGUUAAUUUGAUGUAAAAUUAAAUUUAUUCUGACAGUAUAUUUACUUAAUUUCUUUGUUUUAAAAAAAAAAAAUGUCUGUGCCAUAUACACUUGGUAACUUUAAAUAUUUUUUUUUAAUUUGUAAUUAAACUUUUUCUGUAAAAAUAUUAAUCUGUAAAAAUCCAUGCAUUGCCUUAAAAGAUCUGAUUGUGAUAAUCGUGUUCGCUUGUUCGAGUGUGUUUAUCCGUCCUGUGAUUUUUAAAUUUUGCACUUAUUGUUCAUAGAUCUUAAUAGUGUUUUUAUUUGCAUUUUUCAUUCAUAAAUAAAUUAUGACCAAGUUA
Parasteatoda tepidariorum (common house spider) is the source of this 6554-nucleotide messenger RNA. RefSeq names its product ATP-dependent translocase ABCB1. The record is from RefSeq and is a predicted model, not a curated record. Gene Ontology annotation, cellular component: mitochondrial inner membrane. Gene Ontology annotation, biological process: oligopeptide export from mitochondrion. NCBI's taxonomy places the organism in Eukaryota, Metazoa, Arthropoda, Arachnida, Araneae, Theridiidae. Gene Ontology annotation, molecular function: ATP hydrolysis activity; ATP binding; ABC-type oligopeptide transporter activity.